This is a messenger RNA of Manis pentadactyla (Chinese pangolin), 4151 nucleotides long. It is a transcript of the gene PIAS4, whose product is annotated as protein inhibitor of activated STAT 4. Gene Ontology annotation, biological process: regulation of transcription by RNA polymerase II; protein sumoylation. The transcript has 12 exons. The coding region runs from base 1191 to 2702 and encodes 503 amino acids. The record is from RefSeq and is a predicted model, not a curated record. Gene Ontology annotation, molecular function: transcription coregulator activity; zinc ion binding; SUMO ligase activity. NCBI's taxonomy places the organism in Eukaryota, Metazoa, Chordata, Mammalia, Pholidota, Manidae.
GGAGGAGGGCGCGCGGGUGAUAAUUGGCCGCGGCGGCCGCCCCGCCCGCUACUGGCGGGUGGUCACGUGACGCGACGGCCGGGGGCUCCCGGCGCGGGGGACGCUGGUGGCCAAGAUGGCGGCGGAGCUGGUGGAGGCCAAAGGCCUUGAAAUAUGAUCUGAUGAACUCUACUUGACCCUCCGGUGGGGCCCCCACCCCAAUUAAAUGAAGUGGACCAUUUUUCAAGUUCUCUAAAACGGAUCCUCCGUUCAGGGGGGCUUAGGACCACAGCACAAUUUGCUCUGAGCCUGGGGAGACUCUCCCUCACACCCUUGCUGUCAGGGUGGAGUGCCUUAUUGUGGAACUGAAACGUCCCCUCUUCUAGGCCCUUUCCCAGCCUCUCACAUUAAGAGCUGGAGAUUGUGUCUUUUGGGGUGUAAAUAGGCCAGUCUGAGGGGAGGAAGAGGAGGCUUGUUGAUAAACUUGGAAAUCUGAGACUCUUAACUGAAGCCCCCACCACCAGCACCAGGGGCACCAGGGGCUGGGGAGAGGGGGCGGUCUGUGCACUCCCGGAGACAGCGUGCGGCGAUUUGCACAGAUCUCCGAUUUCCUGGAGAGCGGGGCCUUAACUUCUUUCUCUCUCAUGCUCAGAGGAGCGCAUGCUGGGGAGAGGUUAAGUCAAGCGCAGCGGCUCUUUCCAGGCUGAUGUUUCUGCUCAUGGCUCCGAACAGGCCCAGAGGGGAGACUGGAAGCUGUGGUGGCCUGGCGCUGUUUAUAAACACAGAGCUGAGGGGCAGGCGGGGCAGGAUGAAGCCAGGGCAGGAAGUGAUCCGCGAAACGCUUGGGGCUUCUUCCUGAGUGUUUGUGCCCUGCUCCCAGUGUCAUGGGCAGCCGCCCUGGGGGUGGCAGCUGCUGAGAAACACGAGUCAUGAACAUAUGGCAGCUCAAGGGGUGUGCCCAGGAUGCCAGUGCUGCAGCUCCGGAUGUCCGACCUGGUGGAAGGGGCUAGGCCCUGGAGGAGGCAGGGGCCUCCCCGGGGCAGCAUGAUGUCAGAUGUGCUGUGGCCAGACUGGGCAAGGCCGAGCCCACCUGCCGUUGGCUCCAUGGCAGGCGAUCAGCUUCCACGUGACAUCGCCUCUCCCCUCUAAAGCCUUGGGCAGCUUCCAGAAGAAACCUCUUGUUCGCAAGCCUUUUUUCUCUGCUCAAGAACAUGGUGAUGAGCUUCCGAGUCUCCGAUCUUCAGAUGCUCCUGGGUUUCGUCGGCCGAAGUAAGAGUGGACUUAAACACGAACUUGUCACCCGGGCCCUCCAGCUGGUCCAGUUUGACUGCAGCCCUGAGCUAUUCAAGAAGAUCAAGGAGCUCUACGAGACGCGCUACGCCAAGAAGAGCUCGGAGCCUGUCCCCCAGCCCCACCGGCCCCUGGACCCGCUGACCAUGCACUCGGCCUACGAUCGGGCCAGCUCCGUGCCCAGGACUCCCCUCACAGGCCCCAGCAUCGACUACCCUGCACUCUAUGGGAAGUACUUAAAUGGACUUGGGCGGCUGCCCGCCAAGACCCUCCAGCCGGAGGUGCGCCUGGUGAAGCUGCCCUUCUUUAACAUGCUGGAUGAGCUGCUGAAGCCCACCGAGCUGGUUCCACAGAAUAGCGAGAAGCUUCAAGAGAGCCCGUGCAUCUUCGCCUUGACGCCAAGACAGGUGGAGCUGAUCCGGAACUCCAGGGAACUGCAGCCGGGGAUCAAGGCCGUGCAGGUCGUCCUAAGAAUCUGUUACUCGGACACCAGCGGCCCUCAGGAGGACCAGUACCCUCCCAACAUUGCCGUGAAGGUCAACCACAGCUACUGCUCGGUGCCGGGCUACUACCCCUCAAAUAAGCCCGGAGUGGAGCCCAAGAGGCCCUGCCGCCCCAUCAACCUCACCCACCUCAUGUACCUCUCCUCGGCCACCAACCGUAUCACUGUCACCUGGGGGAACUAUGGCAAGAGUUACUCCGUGGCCUUGUACUUGGUGCGGCAGCUGACUUCCUCGGAGCUUCUGCAGAGGUUGAAAACAAUUGGCAUCAAGCAUCCGGAGCUGUGCAAGGCGCUGGUCAAGGAGAAGCUGCGUCUGGACCCCGACAGCGAGAUCGCCACCACCGGCGUGCGGGUCUCCCUCAUCUGCCCGCUCGUGAAGAUGCGGCUCUCGGUGCCCUGCCGGGCGGAAACCUGCGCCCACCUGCAGUGCUUCGACGCCGUCUUCUACCUGCAGAUGAAUGAGAAGAAGCCCACCUGGAUGUGCCCUGUGUGUGACAAGCCGGCCCCCUACGACCAGCUCAUCAUCGAUGGGCUCCUCUCCAAGAUCCUGAGCGAGUGCGAGGAUGCCGACGAGAUCGAGUACCUGGUGGACGGCUCAUGGUGCCCCAUCCGUGCCGAGAAGGAGCAAAGCUGCAGCCCCCAGCGCCCAAUCCUGGUGCUUGGGACCUCGGACACCAACGGGCUCCUGUCCACCCCUAACGUCAACGGCGGUGGCGGCGGUGUGCUUGGGGGUGCCGGCGGCGGGGGCGGCGCUGGGGGCGGCAUUGAGAAUGGGAAGCCGGGAGCCGAUGUGGUGGACCUCACGCUGGACAGCUCGUCGUCCUCGGAGGGGGACGAGGACGAGGACGAGGACGAGGAGGACGAGGACGAGGAGGGCCCCCGGCCCAAACGCCGCUGCCCCUUCCAGAAGGGCCUGGUGUCGGCCUGCUGACCGCUCGCCGCCGCCACUGGACGCUCGACUUUCCUGGUGCUCACCACGCGGAGGGGCGCAGGCGGGCCUCGGGGUACAGAGGGAGGAGUGAUUUUUUUUUUUUCUUUUUAUUGUUCAUUUCGUUUUUCCACCUUUUCCUUGGCUCCUGGCACCUGUAUCUCUGGACUCCCCCGUCGGAGGUUUAAAAAAUAAAAAGAAAAAGAAAAAGAAAAGCGAAACCAACAAAAAUAUCAAACUCUCUGAAGCAAGGCCAGCCACCCCCACAGCUGCUGCCCCCGCCGGGGUCGGAGCCCGAAGACUGCGCAGACCCUGCGAGGGGCGGGCGGGGCCCAGGAAGCCCCUCCCCGGGGCGCCGAAGACCAUUCCCGCUGGUGCGAGGGACUCCGCGUGGGUGGCAGCCACGACUUCGACAUUCGUCUGUUCCUCUGCUUUUUUUUCUCUGCGAACCUGUCCUCUCGCCCAGGAACCCUGGGACGCGCCGCCAGCAGCGAGCGUUUUAGCCAAGAAGCCAUGGAGUGGGUUGGGGCUGGGAGGGGGGCGGCGGGGGCGGGCGGACGGCGAGGGGCGGGGGGCUGGGGAGGGUUUAGCCACAGAUGUGUUGUAUUUUUUGAAAGUGCAAUAACUUGGUAUUUUGAAGACCCGGCAUGUGGCCAGGACCCCCCGCAGAAGGCGGGGGCCCCAGGGCGCGGCACCGUGUGGCGUGGGGGGGUCUCAGUUUUCUAGCCAGCUACCUCGGUAAUUCCAAUUCAGGUUAACUUCCCUACGGAACAGCGCAGAUGACCACAUAUGUCGCCACCGCCGUCCGCCCCUACUCAGCGGGGUGGGGAGGGCGGCCACUGCCCGAGGGCCAGCAGGGACUCCCGCCCAGUCUUCUCCACUUGGGGUGUUUCCCUCCCCUCUUCUCGCUCUUGGGUUUUCCGACGGGUAUGAGGCCUGCCGGGCACCCCGGCCCCGGGAGCCUCACUCUCGUCUUCCACCAGAACGGGCCGGGGCCCACCCUUCAGCACCUGUGGGGACCCAGGUGGCUCCCGGCCUCAGGGGUCCAGCAACCACGGGGGCGCCCACAGCUGCCCCAGAUGCCUUGGGGAGCCUGCAGCUGGGUGCCCGGUCCCCACCCAGUGUCCUUGCCUCCCGGAGGCCACGCCUCGUUCUCCAGACCACCUCUGUCCUCCGCUGUUUCGCUUUUUUUCUUCCCCGCUGCCCCCAGCCCCAGAGAAUUUUCCUUUGUAUAAACAGAACCCUUCUAGUCAGGAAGCAAUAUCAUUUCAGGUCUGAAGAAGAAAGGGACACAAAUCUGGUCGAGGGCAAAUUCAGUUUUACUGUAGAAACUCGGUCAUGCAGUUCGGCACCCCCUCCGUCUGCACUGGCAGCUGAGGGCCGCUGUUUUCUAAUAUUUGUAUUCUAAUUUAAUUGUUUUUAAAAAACGCAAAUAAAAAAGGUCAAGGUGAA